Owenia fusiformis is the source of this 1278-nucleotide messenger RNA. The record is from the annotation of a GenBank genome assembly. Lineage: Eukaryota; Metazoa; Annelida; Polychaeta; Sabellida; Oweniidae.
CCAUAAUAUUUGUUAGAUGGUGGAUCAAAAAAUCGAAGUUAUCUUCAUUGCUGUAGACUUAUAAAACAUGUAAAACGCACGACGUCUUAUUCAAUACCUGCAAACUGAUCCCAAUGUUAGAUUCCUUAACUAGGAAACAAUAACAACUGAUGACAACGCUGCUCGUUUGCAAAAUUGGAAAACAUUUAAUUUUGAACAAAUUGAAAUUGUCCUUCUCAAGUUACACAACAGUAAAAAUGCCAUUGAAAUUUGCAGCUAAUGUAUCAAUGCUCUUUCAAGAAAAUGGAACUCUUGACAAACGUUACAAAGUUGCGGAAAAUGCUGGAUUCAAAUAUGUAGAGUGCACAUUUCCUUAUGAUAUUCCAAUAGAGACGCUGCAAUCCGCCAAAGAAAGUGCAAAUGUUGAGCAAGUUCUCGUCAAUGGAUGGCCAGGUGAUAUGACCAAAGGUGAUGUUGGAAUAUCCGCUCUCCCAGACAGAAUUGAAGAAUUUAGGGAAAAACUAGAAACAUCUAUCAAAUAUGCAAAUGCUUUAAACUGUAAAAGAAUGCAUAUCAUGGCAGCUAGGGUUACUGAUAAAUUCACAACCAAACAAAUGGAGGCAGUGUAUAUUGAGAACCUGAAAUAUGCUGCAGACAGGCUACAGAAGGAAGGGAUUCUUGCACUAAUUGAAGCUGUGAACUCAAGAAUAUCCGUCCCAGGAUACCUGAUGGACCAUCCGCAAAAAGCUGUUGAAAUAAUAGAAAAGGUGAAUCAUCCUAACCUAAAGAUGCAACUGGACCUAUUUCAUGUUCAGAUUAUGGAUGGUAAUCUGACAGGAAAUAUUAAGAAGUAUCUCCCAUAUACAGGGCAUAUACAGAUUGCCCAGGUGCCUAAACGAGGUGAACCUGACACUGAAGGAGAAAUUAACUACCCAUAUGUAUUCAAAGUACUAGAGGAGAGUGGGUACGAUGGAUAUAUAGGCCUUGAAUACAUUCCUGCUGGUAAAACUUUGGAUGGCUUGAAAUGGAUGAAGAUAAUGGGAUUUUGAACAGACAUCUACUGUUCUCAAUCUCUUUAAGAAGCUAUGGGAUAUAUCUACAUACUAGUAUAUGGGAAUACAUUAACAUGCCUUUAAUUGAAAUGGAUUUAAUUGGCAUACCUAGCCUUGGACAUAAGUUGAACCUAAAUGACGGUAAUUUGAUCCAAAAUUGAAGGAUCUAAGAUGGAUGUAAGAAUAGUGCAGUAACAAAUAUAUUUCUAUCAAUGUGUGUAUUCAUUAAAUCAAGUAAAUACAUCAA